AUGGAGUCUCUUCCAGACGAUUUGGUGGUGGAGAUUCUUGGCCACGUUGCAUCGUCAUCGCUAAGUGAUCUGUUCAAUGCAAAAUUAUCGUGUUCAUCAUUUAAAGAACUCGCAGAAGAGAAGUUGAUUCUGAGGAGUGUUUCACUUGACACAAAAGCUAGUUGGAAGAACCCCAAGAAGUAUGCUAGCUACUUUAGCGAUUGUCUCAUGGCUGAAAAUCCCCAUGCUUGCUAUCUCCAAGGCUUGGGUGACUACUUCAGUGAGAAUCGGAUUGAUUCGGGUCUUGAGCUAUUACAGAAGGCUGUGAGUUUGGGACAUCAAGAGGCGACAUAUUUGUUAGGACUUAUAUGGUUCAGUUGUGAAGCAACAGAGCUCCAAGGAAUACAACUUCUCAACAGAUUAGAUAAUGCUAAGUUCAAGGAUGCAAAUUUUGAAGAAUGUCAACGAAGAUUGAAGAAGAAUCUGAGGGAAGUGUUUCUGAACAAGAGGUUAUGUCGUAGAGUGAUUCCAUGCACAAAACCUAACUGUAGGAACAAUGGAACAAGUGGAGUCUUGAGAAGGGGAGAGUGGACAUGGGAAGACAGAAGGGACAACAAUAAUAGCUUCUGCUGUCAAAGCUGUAAAUGGGUUAUUGAAUUAAAUAGGUUCUGUGAUGAAUUUUUUUAA
This is a messenger RNA of Nelumbo nucifera (sacred lotus), 666 nucleotides long. RefSeq names its product putative F-box protein At1g67623. The record is from RefSeq and is a predicted model, not a curated record. Gene Ontology annotation, molecular function: protein binding. NCBI's taxonomy places the organism in Eukaryota, Viridiplantae, Streptophyta, Magnoliopsida, Proteales, Nelumbonaceae.